AUGGAAUCGACACGGCCUGCCCAACCGACUACGAAUAGAGAUGGAUCGGUCACUUGUAAUUGCGGAAAGGUGUGCUGCAAGAACCAACGCGGUCUACGCAUUCACCGAGGGAAGUCUGAUUGUCAACGUGUGAGAUCACAAGGACAGCGCAUAGCAAGUUUGGCUAGUGAGACGCAGGAGUACUCCAGUCUGGAUUCAACCCACAGUACUGAAGAACUCUAUGUUCAGGAGACCUCACAGGAUGUCUUUCGAAAUCCUGAGGAGGAUGAUGACCCCCUUUUAGAGCUAUUACAGACUCAAAACAGCCCUGAAGCAAGCAAGGCGACUGAUCCGGAUAGACCACAGCAAGACACUGCCACUAUAACCAGGAAACCAAGGAUUAAGUGGCCCAAGGCUUCAGACAAGACAUCAUGGACCCAACUGGACGAGGACCUAGAGAACAUCCUCGAAGCAUCCAUGCAAGGACCAGUAGACCGGAAGCUGACCACCCUCACAACCUUGAUAUAUUCUAACUUAAGACGGGAACUCAAGCAGCUGAGACGAAGGUACUGUGCUAGUUCACCCACAGAGAGGAUUGGACUUGCACAGCUUAGAGAUACAGUUCGGACACAGCUGACAUCAGUACGGAAAGCAGAAAACAGCAGAAGAAAUACACGGGAACGGGCAAAGAAGAGGGCAGCUUUCACAGCCAACCCAUACAAGUUCGCAAGAUCCCUCCUCGACAAAGAAAGGUCAGGAAAGUUGGAAACUCCACUAGAGGAAAUAGAGAACUUCCUUCAUGUUACCCAUUCUGACCCCAAUCGAGAGGACGUGCUAGGGGACUGUGACAGAACAGAUCCAGCGGAGGAACCCGAAAAACAGCUGAAUGCGACGGAACCUACGCUUGGCGAGGUGAAAGAAGCUGUAAAAAAGGCCAGAGCUGCUUCGGCGCCAGGACCCAAUGCCAUCCCGUAUAAAGUGUACAAGAUGUGCCGACUACUUCUCAAGCGUUUAUGGAGGCUCUUCAAAGUAGUCUGGAGGAAGGGGGAUGUACCAGAGGCUUGGAAGGAGGCCGAGGGGAUAUUCACACCGAAGGAACGCAAUUCUAAGGCGGUCAACCAGUUUCGAACGAUCUCGCUGCUCAACGUCGAGGGAAACAUAUUCUUUGCCAUCCUUGCAAGAAGACUCACAUCUUUCCUGACAGGCAACGCAUACAUCAACACCUCGGUCCAGAAGGGAGGAGUUCCCGGUUUCUCCGGCUGCAUAGAGCACACCAGUGCUAUCACACAGCUAAUAAGUGAGGCGAAGAAAGGGAGGAAGGAUCUCACUGUAGUUUGGCUCGACUUGGCCAACGCAUACGGGUCAAUUCCACACCAGCUCAUCUAUACAGCCCUCCGACACUACCAUGUGGACGGCCACAUUCAGAAAAUCAUCACCAGUUACCUGGAUGGAAUCAAGCUCCGGUUUACUGUUGGUAACCAGAUGGCAGAAGUUGGAGAAGGGAAUCGUUACCGGCUGCACAGUUUCCGUGGUGCUCUUCAUCAUGGGGAUGAACCUGCUGAUAAAUGCUGCCCAACGUGA
Dreissena polymorpha is the source of this 1560-nucleotide messenger RNA. RefSeq lists its product as uncharacterized. The record is from RefSeq and is a predicted model, not a curated record. Bases 1 to 1560 code for a protein of 519 amino acids. Lineage: Eukaryota; Metazoa; Mollusca; Bivalvia; Myida; Dreissenidae. The transcript has 2 exons.